Spodoptera frugiperda (fall armyworm) is the source of this 3796-nucleotide messenger RNA. It is a transcript of the gene Top1, whose product is annotated as DNA topoisomerase 1. The transcript is spliced from 10 exons. Gene Ontology annotation, biological process: chromosome segregation; DNA replication; DNA topological change. Gene Ontology annotation, molecular function: DNA topoisomerase type I (single strand cut, ATP-independent) activity; DNA binding. The record is from RefSeq and is a predicted model, not a curated record. Gene Ontology annotation, cellular component: nucleolus; chromosome. Lineage: Eukaryota; Metazoa; Arthropoda; Insecta; Lepidoptera; Noctuidae. The coding region runs from base 128 to 2917 and encodes 929 amino acids.
UUAUCCGCAAUCUUGGAAGGAAAGGCGCAUGCGCAUUCGUCACCUCUCAGCACUUAGAAUUUGCGCUUGCUUGACCGGCCUCAUGUAAUCGUAUUGUACUAACGUCGGUCGGUAAUACGUAGGCAAAAUGAGUGUCGAAAAUCCCGCUAGCGACAAUGAUUGUGAAUCAGGAAAGGUAAAUGGUAAUAGAAAUGAACACGUGAACGGUGUUCACAACGGAUACAGCAGUUCCGAGAAGCAUAAAUCCAGUCACAAGUCUUCAAGUAAAGACAAACACCGAGACAAAGAUAGGGACCACAAAAGCUCUUCUAAACACAGCAGUGAUAGAGACAAGCACUCCUCUAGUAAAAAUCACAGCAGCUCGCAUAAAUCAUCCAGUAAAGACAAAGAUCGAAGCGACAAAGAUAAAGAGCGCAGUGAUCGUGAGCACAGCAGCAAGGACAAAGAUCGCGACAAGGACAAACAUCGCAGUGAUAGAGACAAACACAGGGACAAGGACCGUAGUGACCGUGACCGGGACAAACACAAGAGCAGCAGUAGCAAUGAUAAGAAAUCAUCAUCAUCAUCUUCUUCAAAGGAUAAAGACAGAGACCACAAGAGUUCAUCCAAAGAUCACAAGUCAAAGGACAAGGAUAAGGAACGUGAAAAAGAUCGCAGCAGAAGUGAUAAACAUCGCAGUGAUAAAGAGAAACAUUCAAGUUCUAAAGAAAAACACAGCUCCAGUAAAAGCAAAGAUAAGAGCAGUAGUGAAAAACAUGACAAAAUCAAAUCUGAAUCAGACUAUCAAGAUUCCCCCAUCAAAGAAGAACCCAUGCAGAUAGAUCAGGUGGAUAUCAAGCAAGAAAAUGAUGAAAGCAAUGAUUUUGGAGGAUUAAACACAACAGCUUCUUCUUGUGAUUAUUCUCUAUCACAGUUUAAGGAUGAACCACUGUCAGAACUACCACCUGAAGAAGAAAGUGAAGAAGAUUCUCCAUCGUCCGAGCGCAUUAGCAACAAACGUCGUGCACCUAGUGAGAGUGAAGAAGACAUUCCAUUACUCCAGCGUAAGAAAUCUAAAAAGAAAAUUAAAAAAGAACCUACUUACGAUGAUGAUAUGGAUGAUGAAGAAGAAAAGCCGAAAAAAAAGAAAUCAAAACCAAUAAAAGCCAAACAAACUCAAAUAAAGUCAGAGCCCAAUGAUGGCCCCAGUCCUUCUAAACGCAAGAAAAAACAAGAUGAUGAGCCUGAAGUUUGGAAAUGGUGGGAAGAAGAAAAGAAGGAUGAUGGUACCAAAUGGAAGUUUUUGGAGCACAAAGGUCCUGUUUUUGCACCAGAUUAUGAACCUUUACCUGAAAAUGUUAAAUUUUAUUAUGAUGGUAAAGAGAUGAGACUCUCUCAAGAUGCUGAAGAAGUAGCGGGAUUUUAUGCUCGGAUGUUAGAUCAUGAAUAUACAACAAAAUCCACAUUUAACAAUAACUUCUUUAAUGACUGGCGUAAAGUUAUGACACAGGAAGAAACAAAAAUAAUUAAAGAUCUCUCAAAGUGUAAUUUUAAGGAAAUGCAUGCUUAUUUCCAAAGUGUUUCAGAAAAGAAUAGAAAUCGUACAAAAGAAGAAAAAGCUGCUUUAAAAGCCAAGAAUGAGGAAAUCCAAAAAGAAUAUGGUUUCUGUAUUAUAGAUGGCCAUAAAGAGAAAAUUGGUAAUUUUAGGAUAGAGCCUCCUGGGUUAUUUAGAGGUCGUGGAGAACAUCCCAAAAUGGGUAUGUUGAAGAGACGUGUAAUGCCAGAGGAUGUUCUUAUUAACUGCUCUAAAGAUAGUAACAUACCUAAACCACCACCCGGACAUAAAUGGAAAGAAGUUAAACAUGACAACACUGUUACAUGGUUAGCUUCAUGGACAGAAAAUGUACAGGGACAAGCUAAGUAUGUCAUGUUAAAUCCUAGUUCAAAAUUAAAAGGUGAAAAAGAUUGGCAAAAAUAUGAAACAGCCAGAAAACUCCACAAAUGUAUUGAUGUGAUCAGAGAAAACUAUAAAACUGAUUGGAAAGCAAAAGAAAUGCGUGUUCGUCAGAGAGCUGUUGCUCUGUACUUCAUUGAUAAGCUGGCAUUGAGAGCAGGUAAUGAAAAGGAUGAUGACCAGGCAGACACAGUGGGCUGUUGUUCCUUGCGUAUUGAACACAUUGCUCUCCACAAAGAAAAAGAUGGGAAAGAAUAUGUUGUUGUGUUUGAUUUUCUUGGUAAAGAUUCUAUCAGGUACUACAAUGAAGUACCAGUCGAAAAGCGUGUCUUCAAGAAUCUCGAGUUAUUCAUGGAAAAUAAAAAAGACAGUGAUGAUCUCUUUGAUAGACUCAAUACACAAACUCUUAAUGAACACUUAAAAGAUUUAAUGCCGGGAUUGACUGCAAAAGUCUUCCGUACAUACAAUGCAUCUAUCACACUACAAAGACAAUUAGAUGAACUUACUGAUGCAUCAGCAUCAAUACCAGAAAAAAUACUAGCAUAUAACCGUGCAAACCGUGCAGUUGCAGUACUUUGUAACCAUCAACGUGCUGUUCCCAAAGGUCAUUCAAAAUCAAUGGAGGCUUUGAAAGAGAAAAUUCAAGCUAAACGUGAUCAAGUGGAUGAAGCUGAGGAAGACUUGAGAGAGGCAACAAAAGCAGCCAAAAGAGGUUCUGUUAAAGAGAAGCUUGCUUGUGAUAAGAAAAAGAAAGCUUUGGAACGUUUGCGAGAGCAAUUGAAAAAACUAGAACUCCAAGAGACUGAUCGUGACGAGAAUAAAACAAUUGCUCUUGGUACUUCUAAGCUGAAUUAUCUCGAUCCACGUAUAUCAGUAGCUUGGUGCAAAAAACAUGGUGUACCAAUCGAAAAAAUUUACAACAAAACUCAACGUGAUAAAUUCCGUUGGGCGAUCGACAUGGCCGGUCCGGAAUAUAUCUUCUAAGGUCAAUAUUAGCAUUAGCUAUAUCUAUAUUUUAUUUUAAUUUUUUCUUAAAUCUGAAAACGUUCCACUUACAUGUUUACAUGGAAUUUAUUUUAUGAAUUUCUAACGUAAAUUUUAAUCAGUGAUGUAGUAUUGAUUUAAAUAUUUGGACCCAAACGGAAUAGUGUUCCUCCCAUGAUUAGGAUCCAAAUUAGAAGUCUGAUUCUAAUUUAUUUUAUUUAGUUACAAUGUUCUCCUUAGCUUAAUUAGUUAUAGGUUAAGAUUAGUGUUAAAUGGGAGUUUAAGAAGUUUCUUGUAUAGAUUUUGAAACUUUUAAAUGCUAAAAAAGUACUAUUUUAUUUUAUAAAUUUCUGAUGAAACUUCUACUUAUUGAACUGUUUAUGAUUUACGAAGAAGCAGUUCAUUGGAUUUCUUUGUUUAAUGAAUGGUGACUUAUGUAAUGGUUUUCAAGUUGAUUUGUAUAUAGGUACCAGUUCUUUUAUUUACGUUUUCUAUUACUGUUCUAAGCGCCGCAAUCGCUCCUUAAACUACUUACUAUCUUUGAUUUAUGAAUGAUCAAAUAGAAUGUUCUUAAAACAUUUUAAAUUAAUCAUAACUUGAGAACCCAAAAGAGUAAAACCGUAUCAGAUGUAAUGUAAAUUGUGCACAAUGUGUGCAGUAGCAAAUGUUGUAAAGUAAGAAAUACUGUUAUUUUAUUUUUAUAAAUUUAGGAUCGGAAAUCGUGGCAAGCGCAGUUCAUGUUACGAAAGGUACAAUGCUAUAGGUAAAUUUGUAAUAUUACAUACAUUUAUGUGUGCAUCUGUAUAUAGUAAAUUUUUACCAUGUCAUACAAUUGUGAAAUGAGAUUAUCCCAAAUAAAUAAAACAUUGACACCUAGUA